Molecule: messenger RNA, 1104 nt
Organism: Cryphonectria parasitica EP155
Lineage: Eukaryota; Fungi; Ascomycota; Sordariomycetes; Diaporthales; Cryphonectriaceae
Exons: 2
Coding region: 1-1104 (367 amino acids)
Biological process (GO): double-strand break repair
Cellular component (GO): cytoplasm; PML body
Molecular function (GO): 5'-tyrosyl-DNA phosphodiesterase activity; single-stranded DNA binding
Source: RefSeq, a predicted model, not a curated record
AUGACAGCAGAUCGACUCGUCGCCAGGCUGACCAAGCGGCAGCUCGAGGACUACACACCCAGCUCCCAGCCUUACUACACCUUCAUCGACUCCAAAUGGCAGCCGACUGAUCCCAACACGCGCACCACCGCGCCGGCCACACACGCCACACCGUCUACGCCCAUCACCGCCCUCCGCCUCAUCACCUGGAACAUCGACUUCAUGUCCCCCCAGCCUCAAGCCCGCAUGCGCGCAGCCUUGUCCCACCUGCACGACAUCCUCGUCGAGAGCACCACCCCAGAGACAACAGCAACAAUCAUCAUGCUCCAGGAAAUGAAGCAGUCCGCCCCUCUGGACCUCAACAACCCGCUGGCGCACGAGUGGCCCCCGCAGGUGUCCCACAACCUCGGCCAGAUCGCCUCAACAGGCUGGGUCCAGGACGGGUUCCACGUCAGCGACCUCACGACGCACACCUGGCGGUGCCCGUACAACAGCGUGACGCUCGUGGACCGGCGGCUGGCCAUCAGAGACGUGGCGCGGCUGCCCUUUGUAAGCGAGUUUGAGCGCGAGGCUCUCUUGGUGGACGUUAGUGCAGAGGAUCACGGCGAGGGGCCGGCGGCGGUCGUCAGGCUGUGCAACGUGCAUCUGGACUCUAUGGCUGGGAGACCCCCGCUGCGGCCGAUCCAGUGGAAUGGGUGUGCCAAGUUCUUGCAAGACGAGGCAGACGGGGUCGUUGCUGGUAUCAUCGCCGGUGAUUGCAAUGCGAACUCGAGGCUGGAUGAGACUCUGCCACAGGAAAAUGGGUUCAAGGACGCGUAUCUCGAGCUGGGAGGGAGCGAGGGCGAUCCGGAUGGAUUCACGUGGGGCCCGCAGAGCAAGGAUACCAGGUACCCCCAUAAGAGAAUGGACAAGAUAUGUUUCUGCCAGGGCGACGAGAUGGACCCUCAGAAGGCUGUUCUUCGAGUGAAAAAGCUCGAGAAGGUCGGUGUGGGUGUCAAAGUGCAGGAUGAGGAGGCCCGGAGGGGGCUCGAGGAGGAAGGCUAUUUCGAUUUCGUCACCGAUCACUACGGUCUCAUGGCAGAUUUCGAACUCGGAGAGUCAUGGAGGUUGAGCACAGGAUCAUGA